CGUGCGCGCGCGUUCGUGUGUGUGUGUGCAACUUCUGUARUUGCUGUUACCAUAUAGUUUGUAUUUUGUAACGACUGUACUGUACGCGAUAUUUCGGUUUCGGUGUACACAACUGUUUUUUGCGUCUGGUGUCGCGGUUGAUACUUUGAUAGCGUUGUGGUUCGUAGCAGUUAUUCUAUCAUUUCAUAUUCGCCGUGAACUCGUGACGUCGUCUCUCUCGUUACUAUAAUAUUGUAGACAAUAAUACAAUAAUAUAUAGUCGUUACGUUACGAUACGUUAGUGCCUACUACCUAGUGAAUUCCCCCACCCUCUCCCGUACUGUUUUACCGGCAGACGACCGCCGCCGCCGCGUCCCGUAACGACUGCAGAGACUGCCGGCCAUAGUGUUUCGCCCAUUGACGUCCGCUCCAGAAUUUUUCAUCCGUUUCCAUCCGGACCGGACGCUGCCCACUCAACCAUGGCAGACUUAGAUGACCAAUUGUUGGAAGGCGGCAUUGAUUUAUCGUCUGAAGAACAUAACACACAAAUUAGUAUAGAAAAUAGCAUGUCUUUUGAUCUAAUCGAAAACGGUCAAUCGAAUAAUGCUGAUUCUCAAGCAUCAGCAGAUUCUGACUUAGAAGUAAUUAGAGCCCGGGUAAGAGAAAUGGAAGAAGAAGCUGAAAAGUUAAAAAAAUUGCAGUCGCAAGUAGAUCAAGAAAUGUCAAAUACGCCAGUACUAUCUUCUCCAAAUUGCUCAAAAACUAGUAUGUUUAAUUUUAACUAGCCCCCUCCCCCCUUACAGAAAAGACAAUUUUGUAGUAAAAUAAGCAGUUUCUGUGGUUAUUGUUUAAUAACAAACAAUUUUUCUACAAUUUAAAUAUUAAUCGGUCAAUCAAUAACUUUCUCUACUUGAUUUCCUAUAAUAUUGUAUUUCACAUUAAAUCUUAAACUUUCUUUAGGUAUUCAGACAUGUAAUAAAUGUUAAAUCUGACUGGUCGUUUAUUAACUGUUAUACCCAAUUCUUUAAUAUUAGUGUAAACCUUUGUUAUGUUUAUAUUACAUUUCCUAAAAUGUUAUCCUCAAAAAGCUCUGCACUAUUGCUUAUUAGCUGUUUUGCUUUUUAAUUUUGAGGUACAAAACUGAGCAGAUCUCCACAUGUGUUUACAAAUAAUACAUUUUAUUAGCACUUACUAAAUCUGCACAAC
Messenger RNA from Diuraphis noxia (Russian wheat aphid), 1185 nucleotides. RefSeq names its product poly(A) binding protein nuclear 1 (gene Pabp2). NCBI's taxonomy places the organism in Eukaryota, Metazoa, Arthropoda, Insecta, Hemiptera, Aphididae. Gene Ontology annotation, cellular component: nucleus. The record is from RefSeq and is a predicted model, not a curated record. Gene Ontology annotation, molecular function: poly(A) binding.